AUGGGGGGCAGCACUCAGCUUGAGGACCUGGUCACAUGUCAACCGCACCAUCACGGGAGGUCCCUGCAGUCAGACCUGUAUGCAGGCGCUUGGGAGUGCUUCACCCUCCUCUAGGUGCCCCUCGCUCGGUCCGAAAGUGUGGGGACUCAGCCUGGGGCCCAAGUGACCGCCGGCUGUCCCAGAGUGCAUCGGGGCCUGAGCCUAGGGGCCCAGCUCUGGCCACCGUCCUGUCGCUGCACCGCCCCCUCCCCGAGUGCAUACCUUGCCCACAGCCGAGCAGCUGGGAAGCUAUUUAUAAAGGCGGGUGAGAUCAGCGGCCAAGGCUAUAAAUGUGCAGGCCACCACAGGGCCCCACAGGAGCUGCUUCCCCGGGGCGCCGGAGCUGUGGGCCGAGGCCGGGAUGAGCGCCAGCACAGGGGGCAGUGGUGGUGCUGACAGUGGCGGCAGCAGCAGCAGCUCGCAGACCUCCUGCGGGCCUGAGUCCUCAGGCUCCGAGUUGGCCCCAGCCAUGCCAGCGCCACAGAUGCUGCCGGGGCUGCUGGGCUCUGACAACGAGGAACAGGAAGACCCCAAGGACUACUGCAAGGGUGGCUACUACCCAGUGAAGAUCGGUGACCUGUUCAAUGGGCGCUACCACGUGGUGCGCAAGUUGGGCUGGGGCCACUUCUCCACCGUGUGGCUCUGUUGGGACAUCCAGCGCAAGCGCUUCGUGGCCCUGAAAGUGGUGAAGAGUGCAGGGCAUUACACAGAGACAGCUGUGGAUGAGAUCAAGCUCCUGAAAUGUGUUCGGGACAGCGACCCCAGUGACCCCAAAAGGGAGACCAUCGUUCAGCUCAUAGAUGACUUCCGGAUCUCAGGGGUCAAUGGAGUCCACGUGUGCAUGGUGCUGGAGGUCCUGGGCCACCAGCUCCUCAAGUGGAUCAUCAAGUCCAACUACCAAGGCCUGCCUGUGCCCUGCGUGAAGAGCAUCGUGAGGCAGGUGCUGCAUGGCCUAGACUACCUGCACACCAAGUGCAAGAUCAUCCACACGGACAUCAAGCCCGAGAACAUCCUGCUGUGCGUGGGCGACACCUACAUCAGACGCCUGGCAACUGAAGCCACUGAGUGGCAGCAGUCAGGGGCCCCGCCACCAUCCCGCUCCACAGUCAGCACUGCCCCCCAGGAGGUCCUGACUGGCAAACUGUCAAAAAACAAGCGGAAGAAGAUGAGGCGCAAACGGAAGCAGCAGAAGCGGCUGCUGGAGGAGCGGCUGCGGGACCUGCAGCGGCUGGAGGCCAUGGAGGCCACAGGCCAGGCCGACGACUCCAGCUUGACACUCGAGGCGGGCAGCGGCUCCACCUCCUCCUCAGGCUGCCACCCUGGGGGCGCCCUGGUCAACACCUCCCCGGCCUCCUCCUCCCCUGCUCUUGGAGGCCACCGCAGCCUCAGCCCUAGCUCGCAGACUUCAGGCUUCUCAGGCUCUCUGUUCUCCGCGGCCUCCUGCUCCAUCCUUUCGGGCUCAUCCAACCAGCGCGAGACUGGGGGCCUCCUGUCACCCAGCGCACCCUUUGGUGCCUCGAACCUCCUAGUAAACCCCCUGGAGCCCCAGAAUGCAGAUAAGAUCAAGGUCAAGAUCGCAGACCUGGGCAACGCCUGCUGGGUGCACAAGCACUUCACGGAGGACAUCCAGACACGGCAGUACCGAGCUGUGGAGGUGCUGAUCGGCGCUGAGUAUGGGCCACCAGCAGACAUCUGGAGCACGGCCUGCAUGGCCUUCGAGCUGGCCACUGGUGACUACCUGUUUGAGCCCCACUCUGGAGAAGACUACAGCCGUGACGAGGACCACAUUGCGCACAUCGUGGAGCUCCUGGGUGAUAUCCCCCCUGCCUUCGCCCUCUCUGGACGCUAUUCCCGGGAGUUCUUCAAUAGGAGAGGUGGGGAGAGCUGCGGCACAUCCACAACCUCAAGCACUGGGGCCUAUACGAGGUGCUCAUGGAGAAGUACGAGUGGCCGCUGGAGCAGGCCACGCAGUUCAGCGCCUUCCUGCUGCCCAUGAUGGAGUACCUUCCUGAGAAGCGCGCCAGCGCUUCCGACUGCCUGCAGCACCCAUGGCUCAACCCCUAGUCCCACUGCCCUGCCUGUGGGCACGGUGCCCUCCCCGCCUGGGGCAGCUUCCUCAGCCACAGCAAUGGCAGGCGUGCGUGUUUCUUAAUAAAGUGUGCACUGAACACUG
This is a messenger RNA of Chinchilla lanigera (long-tailed chinchilla), 2212 nucleotides long. RefSeq names its product SRSF protein kinase 3 (gene Srpk3). The coding region runs from base 401 to 2035 and encodes 544 amino acids. Gene Ontology annotation, molecular function: ATP binding; protein kinase activity. Lineage: Eukaryota; Metazoa; Chordata; Mammalia; Rodentia; Chinchillidae. Gene Ontology annotation, biological process: protein phosphorylation; regulation of mRNA processing; spliceosomal complex assembly. The transcript has 15 exons. The record is from RefSeq and is a predicted model, not a curated record.